This is a messenger RNA of Trametes versicolor FP-101664 SS1, 2834 nucleotides long. Its product is annotated as COG complex component. The transcript has 11 exons. Bases 1 to 2718 code for a protein of 905 amino acids. Lineage: Eukaryota; Fungi; Basidiomycota; Agaricomycetes; Polyporales; Polyporaceae. Gene Ontology annotation, biological process: intra-Golgi vesicle-mediated transport; Golgi organization; protein transport. Gene Ontology annotation, cellular component: membrane; COG complex. The record is from RefSeq and is a predicted model, not a curated record.
AUGACCACUGUUAGGAGCCCCGAUGGCAGCUCUCGCGACCCCUAUGAACUUGACCGCCUCGCCGAGGAGCUAGCUGUGCGCGAGGCUCACCACCAACCAGCCCCGCUCACUGGCGACGACGAGCUGUCGGCAGAGGGCCGCCUUCUGCCGCUAUACGUACCUCUCUCGCACGCCGACCCACAUCUAUCUGCGCCGACAUUCGAUGUCGAGCAGUUUCUCCUCGCGCGCGCGUACACAUCGCUCCCGGACCUGCGCACCGAACUCCGGGACUACCUCGCGGCACUCAAGGAGGAGCUCGUGAAACUCAUCAAUGACGAUUACGAGGCGUUCAUUAGCCUCAGUACCGACUUGCGGGGGGAAGGUGCACGCCUGGAGAACUUGAAACGGCCGUUGGGGGACCUGAAGGCGCGCGUUCUGGAGUCCCGAGAGACGCUACAGGAGAUUCAAGACGAGACGAAACAGAAACUCGAUCGCCGCGCCGCCAUCCGCGAGGAGAAGGCGUUCUUGCACUCGCUCCUCAAGAUAUCAGAGUCCAUAACACGCCUCGAAUCUCUGCUCCUCAUAUCGUCUCCCGACGAUGAGGACAAGGAAACGUCGAAUAUGGGCGGUAUGCCGCUUUCUUCCCGCGCCGACACAGAGGGAGAUGACAGGUCUCGAGGGAACCGUUCAAAGCACAUAGCUCGUGUCGCCGCAGAGUAUACACAACUGCUAUACCACGUGUCACGCGCGAACACAGAGCCUUGCGCCUUCAUUGACGAGUCGCAAUGGCGUAUCGACCGUAUCAAGUCGACGCUAUCGUCUGACCUAGACCAUUUAUUUGCGGCCACACUCGGGGCGCUGAUUGGCGGGAAAGACCACUGCGGACGGCCAAGCAAGGUCAGCGAGAUUGAGAAGUCCAAGCUGUACGCGGACGUGACCGAAUGCCUACGCACGUACGAUGUCCUCGGGCUGUGGCGCGACGCAGAGGACGUUAUUCGACGCGAGGUUUUGCGUGACUUCGUCAAAAAGACAUUAUAUCCAGGCGCCCUAUCUGCACCUCGCUCACCCAUCGUCCCACAUACCCCCUUCCCCGCUUCUGCGCGCUCGUCUUCUCCCGCCCCUCCACAAACGGCGUCACUUCCACCACGCACCCCGUAUACUCCGUUCACCGCUUUCGCUUCAAAACAGAACCCGUUCGAGUUUACCCUGCGCGCCCGUGCGGAGUCGACAACGUCCCUCUCAUCCGCCGCUAUCCUGGACGAGACCGACGACCCGCUUGCAGCGCUAUAUAACGCGAUCCUGCGCUUCGUCGAUCGCGACGUGCGGCGCAUCAUGGAAAUUGCCGAGGCUGUAUGCGCAAAGUCUGGCUCGCGCACGCGUCACGGCGCAGGCAGCGAAGAGCAGCAGCCCGGGUUCGAGAUCAUGGCAAACGUCGUAUGGGCGGAGGCCGGCCGCGCGCUCAUGGACGAGCUAGGGAGCGUCAUUUUUGCGGCAGGCAGGCCGGAUGAGUUCCGCAAGCACCACGAGACCACACAAGCGUUCAUCCGUGCGCUUGAGUUCCUCGCGCCGUCCGUGGAGGCCGUCGAGGCGAUGCGGACGCAUAUUGUCUUCACAUCAUUUGAGCGGCGCUGGCAGUUACCCGUGUACUUCCAGCUGCGGUGGAAGGAGAUUGUGGCCAAGCUUGAAGAUACCCUCGCGACGACAAAGUUGGAGCGCAAUGCCAACAAAGCGUUGGCGCCCUUCGUGACCACACAGGCGGCUGCGGUCUUCGACGCAGUACGGGCGUGCUGGAGCGCGGAAGUGUUCAUCCCGGAGCUGAGCGCGCGAUUUUGGCGGUUCACGCUACAGAUCAUCAGCAGGUACCGGACAUGGCUCGACAAGAGCCUGCCUCCUCUGGAGCCACCCGCAAAGGUCGCUGCUGCCGUUGCUGCCGAGCGCAUAGGCGGUCCUGCAGGGUCCUCUGCGACAGCCCGCGCGUCUACGCCUGUGCCGACAGAGGCAGCUUCUGCCGAGAGCAUAGCUGCCGACGAGGCAUUAUUGCAGCAGUUUGCCACGGCCGUUACGGAUAUCAGGGCGGUGGAAGCGCAGGUCACGAAGCUUUGGCGAGAGGAGUUGAGCGCGAUGCUCGCCGAUGCGCCCGAGGAUGAACAGAGUGUAGCACCAGAAGAUGCCCUCAAGCACGCACUCGCGAAACUCACCUCACUCGUACCUGCGCUACUAAACCAGAUCGUACUCAUCCUGUCGCGGCGCGCGUGCGACGCGCUGCUGUCGAUGCGCUCGAUUCCCUCUCAGUUUCGCGCCAUGUCUGCGAGCAAACGGGCACCCACCGAGCCAAGCUACUUCGUCUCGCUCGUCUUCAAGCACACAAAGGCGUUCUUCGGGAUCCAGGCUGUCGACGGGCCUGGGGCACCGCUCAAGGACGCUCUGCUUGCCCCCGUUGCACGCGAGGUGUUCGAACUCGUCACACAGCGGUAUAUAUACUUCCUUGCGGCGAUGCGCAAGACGGAGGAGUCUCUGCGACGGUUGAAGAAGGGCAAGAAGUCGACGUACUCGCUAUUUGGGACGAGCGGACGCGACGACGACGGGCGGGCGGACGAGGAGAAGAUCCGGAUGCAGAUGGUACUCGACGUCGAGGCGUUCGGGAGGGAGGCGGAGGCACUCGGGGUCGCGGUGCAGGAGAACGCUGCGUACCGGAGCUUGGUGGAGAUGGCGCGAUCUAGUCUGACGGAUGAUGCCUGAUUGUACUCUUCAGUGGAAUCUUGGCUUCUUUGUCAAUGCACAAGUACGUGCAACAUGGGUGAAUUUCGGCCGACAAAUCUAGAGCAAAGCGCCCUUGUGAACUUCUGACACUUCUA